This is a messenger RNA of Plasmopara halstedii, 3027 nucleotides long. Its product is annotated as Zinc finger, FYVE/PHD-type. The record is from RefSeq and is a predicted model, not a curated record. The transcript has 2 exons. Bases 1 to 3027 code for a protein of 1008 amino acids. NCBI's taxonomy places the organism in Eukaryota, Oomycota, Peronosporomycetes, Peronosporales, Peronosporaceae.
AUGUGUCUUCCGCCGUCGUGUCAUUCGUCAAAAGCAAGAGGCAGGGAGUGUCCACUUCAUUCGCUUCUUGUACGUCAUCGACGUACUGCACCACGACGCAUUGCACCCUCGGUUUACCAACUCGCUGGUCGUAAACUUGACAAGAAUAUAUUUCCACCACUGGAGCUUACUGAUAUUCAGGAACAAAAUUACGAGCAGCUCGCUAAUGAGCUCAUCAAGUCUACACUUUCGGAAUAUGAUCAAUUUGUCUCGCAAGAUCAUAAGCGUGUUGACGUACGGCGUUGGAAGACCGUGCGCGCACGGGAUGGUAUUACUAUUUUUCGGGAACGUGUCGUAGACGCUCAACCCAAGGAAUUAGCCCAGGCCACCCUCGCCUUGUACCGUAGCACUUUACUUACGAACAGUAGCCGUCCCAGCCAGAAUACAAGUUGCUCAGUCCCUUUGACGUCCGAUACAAUUUUGGUGAGCAGCGCACGCAGUUUUAUUCCAUCAUCUCCAAAGAAAGGUAGCGAUUUGGACCCUAUUGAGGACAGUCGUCACACAGCUGGCUACGAUAGCAACAGUAGUGGUGAUUUCCUUUCAGAGCCCCGAAUUACAACUGCGGCCUAUUCUCGUGACGAUAAUAGCAAAAGCUCGGGACUGCCACGGCUACUCGCAGUUGGCACUUUGCGUGGAUCCCUGGAUGAUGUCAUGUACGGUGUCGUGUCGCCUGAUCCCCCGUCGGUUCGGCUGCGCAGCUCGUACCUUGGUGAACAUAUUGCCGACUGCGCUGUUUUACGUGAAAUUAAGGGUCCGUCACCUUCAGAACCAUUUCGAUUUAUGGGUAUUAAAUGGUUUGUGCGUGCUAAGCACCGUGGUACAUCACGCAUCCUUCUGCCCCGUGACUUUGUUGUCCUUGAAUUUUCGGGCGUGAUGAUGCGUCCGGAUAAUUCGCGCGUAGGGUUUCAUCUCAUGCACUCAGUAGAUAUCUCAUCGUGCCGUCAAUUGCAUGAGCAUCGCAUUUUGCGCGCGAAGUUAUCAAGCUGCUAUAUUUUCGAGGAAACUCGCAACAAUUGUGUACAAGUCUUCAUGACAGCUUCUGUAGAUCCAAGUGGCUAUGUCUUUACCCGCAUGGCUAUACGAUCAGCUGCUACAGCCCUUAGUAAAUGCUGGAAAUCAAUUUCUUGCGCUCACGACAAAAAACUUGCAUAUUGUUUACAGAACGAUCGUCCGUCGACAAUGGGCGUCAUCAGAUCCACUCGAGGUAGCCACCCCAGCGUUACCAGAUCAUCGCGUGGUGGAUUGUCAACGCUGACGCCUGUGAAUGAGUUAGGGGCACGCGACUCAAGCACUCCGGAGCCCGUGUCACAGCGCAGCGACUACGGUUCAGGGAAUCGCCGUCAGUGUGGGGUGUGUCGUGAUAAAUUGGGAUUGUUGUCCAAGAUUAUGACUUGUCAACUAUGCAGCGAGCAGAUCUGCAAUCGUUGUCGCAUUGUGCGUAAGCUCAGCUGUGACACUUUAAACGCGCAGGUCACGCAGUCGUCUAUCAACUUUUGCAAAAAGUGUGUUGCCAGUGUAAGUGACGAGAGCGCACUUGAGAUUGCUCGGCAAGAACUCUGGAUCCGUGCACGAAGUCGUACACGUGCAUCGUCAGCGAUCGUUCGAACAAAUUACAGAAUUAAUUCCUCAACGGAAAGGAACACAUACGCAACUGUAAUUCUUGGUCGUGUCAGCGAUUCAGCUCCUCGAGGCAUCGCUACCACGAACAGUCUUGUCGUUAGCUCUACUCCUAGCCGCGUAAGCCAGGUUCCUAGCAUUCAAUUGGGGGAGUCCUCCAUGGGAUACUCUGUAGGUCCUUCAUACCAAAUGAUAUCAACCCAAUUGUCGACUCCAUUGAAGUGCCUCAACACAGGGAGCUUAUUGUCAAAAUCAUCAUCACUUCAUGCUACCAGCGUUAACACAAGUUCUCUAAUGAGUGGUGCACGAAUAAAUGAGACGUUAACACUGACUGACUUGCACAUGGACAAAAGCAGAAUAAAGAACGAGACUAAAGUUGCUGCUGAGGAGGAUAAAUCUGAAUCAGAGGAACCAGUCGUGCUCGAUCGUCGUUUAACUACAACGAUUCGUAAUUUGCGCCAUCUAGACUACGUCUUGUCAGUGGACGAGCAGGACGUUGGGGAUGAUCUUGACUUGGAAUCGGAAGGUUAUAGUGAGUUUGAGAGCGAUGAUGACAGCGAAUUUCGAUCGAGUUACGCGUCGUCGGUGGCGGUACUGGACGAUGAUAUCGGAAUGUGUACCACUCCUACCAGCAAUGCUCCCGGGUCUCAGCGCGAAGAACCUAUUGUCGAAGAAGACGAGGAAGGUGAAGAAGAGGCCGAACCUGAGCCGAAUAAUGAAGCAAAAGAAUUUGAGAAAAAUGAUCAAGAUGCUGAAUUUGAGCAGAAUGAAGCGGAAAAGGCGUUGAUAUUUGAGGACGAGAACGAUACGAAAGGAAGUGUUGAAAACUUAGAAGCAGAUCAUAAAAGCCAUAUACUUGAUUUAGAAGUGGACAGUAACGUAAAGGCAACCGACGAACAGGACGAGGAAAAGCCUGUGAUUAUUGCAGAAGUGAAUGGAGACAACAGCCAACAUCAAGAAGAUGUGACUGAUGACGUUGAAGUAGUCGAAGCUGCUCCUGUUGCUGAGGUUCAUGCCAUCAUGCUGUCUCAAUACGAGAUAGGAAAGACAAAGUCUAAACUUGAGAGCGAAGACCUUGAGCCGCGACUGCAUCGCGCGCGCAUGUCAGUUCCGUCUGCUGGUAGUGAAGCAAAUUACCAGCAUCAGCUUUUUCAGCAGAUGCAGGACCUGCACAAUGUGGUGGAGUCAACGUAUCAGGUCGCUCGAGCAAAUACGGAGGCGGCCUUUAAAGAACGCGAUAGUGGCCGUCUGUCUAGGACGUCCACUGAUAGCAAGAACGACAAAAGUUCGCGAAACUUCUAUCAGCCGUUCGCCUUCAAUGUGGUGGGUCUGCGCUCGACGCGUGCUAUGACUGUCGGCAUAAAAAAGUAG